Messenger RNA from Suillus paluster, 1698 nucleotides. RefSeq lists its product as uncharacterized. The transcript has 8 exons. NCBI's taxonomy places the organism in Eukaryota, Fungi, Basidiomycota, Agaricomycetes, Boletales, Suillaceae. The coding region runs from base 1 to 1698 and encodes 565 amino acids. The record is from RefSeq and is a predicted model, not a curated record.
AUGGCAUCAUUCCUCACUCAUUACACAAAUCCCUGCUCUCCUGGAUACCAGGCUUGGAUGGCUGCAUCCUUGUUGAUGGCAAAUGGGAAAGGAAGGUUGAGUUGGUGGGUGUGGGAACUUCAAGAGGCAACCAAAGCCUAUGUGCAGGAUCGCAAUAAUGUCCCCAUCAAUCCAUUUGGUUGGAGACAGGGAUCAUCAUGGCUUGAUGAUCCUGACAUUACUAAUGAGAUCCAUAAGCACCUUCAAUCCAUCGGCACUUAUGUCCGUGCAGAAGACAUUGUUACAUAUCUGGACAAUGAGGAAGUCAAAACAUGCCUGAAGAUGAAACAAACCAUCUCCCUGGCAACAGCAAAGUGCUGGAUGAGGCAUAUGGACUACUGUUGGGUUCGGGAUCACCACGGUCAAUAUAUUGAUGAGGAGGAAGCAAAAAUGCGUAUCUGGGGAAAGGAUAAUGAAGAGAUCUGCAACACCGAGCGACCUCAGUGUGUCUGGUUCCACGAUGAAAGUACAUUCUAUGCCAAUGACCAGAAGAAGUCAAAAUGGGUGCACAAAAACACAAGUGCUACUCCAUACACAAAAGGGGAAGGGGCUUCUCUGAUGGUCGCUGACUUCGUGUCAGCAGAUCAUGGCUGGUUGCGAUCACCUGAUGGAAAGGAGUCAGCGCAGAUAUUAUUUAAGGCGGGAAAAUCACGCGAUGGUUAUUUUUCAAAUGAAGAAAUCCUCACACAGUUCGAGAACGCAAUGGCAAUUGUUCAGAAGCACUGGCCUGAUGAAGAUCAUAUGUUCAUCUUCGAUAAUGCAACAACUCAUCUCAAGUGCCCCAACGGCUCUCUCUCCACACGCAAAAUGCCUAAAGGAACACCUAAAGUUGGGACAAACUGGGGUAUUGAGGUAACAGCAAGGAAUCCAGAAGGGAAAAUUAUUUAUGGUGUUGAUGGGAAGCCCACGAAGAUGAAAAUUCACAUGGCUGAUGGCACCUUCGAGGAUGGUUCCCCCCAGUCAUUCUAUUUCCCUGAGGGCCAUCCAUGUGCAGGUAUUUUCAAGGGCAUGGCAAAGAUUCUGGAGGAGCACGGUUAUGGCAAUAUGGCAAAUUCUGUCGUCAGCAACGAAAAUCAAGAAGAGCCCCAUCCCCUUCCAUGGUCCUCCUCACAGUCUGGUCCCAUGACCUCAUCAGCUGAGGAGGAGAUUUUUCUCUCAAAUUUUUCGAGGCACCAAUCCAUCCAAAAGACGUCUGCCUACAACAAUCCCAAAGCUGAUACUGACAGAGUAGCUAUGGAUGGUGAUGAGGAAUCAGGCAAGCCCCUUUCAUUUGCUCCUUCCCCUGUCUGCAAUUCAGUAGUUGUCACAGUAGGCGACAAGAACACUCCAGUCUCCACUGCUCAAAGCCAAUCGGACAAGCCAAAGGAUGCCACUAAUGUUUGCAAGGAUACAUCAGCAUCUACUGCCCAAAGCGAAUCAAAUGUUACAGUUGCUCUUCCCUCACAUAGGUUGGAUGCCACCAAGAUGACACCUACCCCAGUCCAUGAAGCUCCGAGUCACAAGGACACUUCAGAGGAUAUCAAAGCUUGGAAGGAGGAGCAAGCAGCACACUACAAGGCCCAUCCGUACAAAGACCCCAAAUAUGCAGCAUUGUGGCAGAAGAUUCAGGAGUAUUGGGAUGGUUCACUUGCUGGUGCAACUGAGGACCUGACGUCGUGA